UCUCUCUUUGAGUCUUUUCCCCCCUUCUUUUUUAUUUAUUUAUUAUUUUUUUCUCUUCUCAAAUUCUCUCUCUCUCUCUCUCUUCUAAAGUCUUAACCCUUUCUUGUUCUAACUCUCUUGUUGAACACACUCUUGUGCUUGGUAGGUUGUGCUGUUAGAGGGUGAUGGGCCCUGAAAUCCACUGAACAAGUUUUAAUGGUGAGGGUCUCUUUACCCCCUUUCAGUGCUUGCUCACCCUUUGCCCCAAAUUCCUUGCUGUCUCUCAUUUUAGGUUCCCCUAACCUCACAAAGAUAAGUUUUUUAGGGUGUUCUGAUUUUAUUUAACUUGAUCUCAAGGUCCUAGGCUCCUUAGACUGUUCAUUCUCCAAGAUUUUCAAUCUGGGGUUUUCUGAUUGAUUAUAUAUGCAUGCACUGUGAAUGUGUUCUUUGAAAGCUUGCCUCUUUAGUUCAAGUUCCCAUCUUGAAAUUUUCAGUUUUUAUAGUCACUGAGCUGAGAAAAGUUGGGUUAUGGGAGUGGAUUCUCCCUAAGCUUGUGUUGGGCAUGGAGUUUGACGGAUAAAGACUUGAUCUUUGAAGUUGCAAUUAGUGGACUCAGCUUCUCAUUAAGAUGGACAGAGUUAUUCAACCUCCUUUGGUUGAUACGACUGCAUGUUUAUGUCGAGUAGAUACGGGGUUGAAAACUGUUGCUGGAGCAAAGAGGUAUGUCCCUGGAACAAAGCUGUGUCUUCGACCUGAUAUUAAACCAUCCAUUCACCCGACAAGAAACAAGGCAGCUCGUGGUGACAGAAGCCGGAAUCAGUCCCCACUACUUCCAGGACUUCCUGAUGAUCUAGCUAUUGCUUGCCUUAUCCGGGUCCCAAGGGUUGAACACCGUAAGCUUCGGUUAGUCUGCAAAAGAUGGUAUCGUCUCUUGACUGGUAACUUCUUUUACUCACUCCGCAAGAGUCUUGGGGUUGCAGAAGAGUGGAUAUAUGUCAUCAAGAGAGACCGAGAUGGGAAAAUAUCAUGGCAUGCUUUUGAUCCUGUGUACCAACUAUGGCAGCCCCUGCCUCCAAUUCCUAAGGAAUACUCUGGAGCUUUGGGUUUUGGCUGUGCAGUUCUAAGUGGUUGUCACCUGUACUUGUUUGGGGGGAAGGAUCCACUGAAGGGGUCAAUGAGAAGGGUCAUCUUUUAUAGUGCUAGGACAAAUAAAUGGCACCGUGCCCCAGAUAUGCUUCGCAGGCGGCACUUCUUCGGUUCAUGUGUCAUAAACAAUUGUCUGUAUGUGGCUGGUGGAGAGAAUGAGGGCGUCCAUCGGUCCUUGAGAUCAGCUGAAGUUUAUGAUCCUAAUAAGAAUCGAUGGUCAUUUGUUUCAGAUAUGAGCACUGCAAUGGUGCCUUUCAUAGGUGUUGUCUAUAAUGGAAAGUGGUUCCUGAAGGGACUUGGUUCUCAUCGGCAGGUUAUGAGUGAGGUUUACCAGCCAGACACUGAUAGCUGGUAUCCUGUUUUUGACGGAAUGGUUGCCGGCUGGAGGAACCCGAGCACUACUCUCAAUGGACAGUUGUAUGCCUUGGACUGCAAGGAUGGUUGCAAACUUAGGCUUUACGACGAGAUUACCGAUUCAUGGAGCAAACAUAUUGACAGUAAAAUGCAUUUAGGGAACUCGCGUGCUAUGGAGGCUGCUGCUCUAGUCCCCCUCAAUGGCAAACUUUGUAUCAUCCGGAACAAUAUGAGCAUUUCUCUGGUGGAUGUUUCCAAAUUCGAACAUUUGAACGGAUCUUCCGCUGAACAUUUAUGGGAAACUAUUGCAGGGAAAGGACAGUUCAGGACUUUAAUGACGAAUCUGUGGUCUAGCCUUGCUGGGAGAAACAGGCUCAAAAGCCACAUAGUUCACUGUCAGGUUCUUCAAGCUUAAGAGGGUUGUAUAGUGCUGAAAAAUUGAAGACGAGUUACAACAUCUGUAUAGAUGGUAUAUGUUUGUGAGAGGCCAGACCAAAGCUUAUUACCAGAAAUUCAAUGCCACAGUCUACCAAUAAAUUUGAUCUCGAAUCCCCAGGAUCAUGUUCAUCACAAGAGGUGACAGUGACACAUAGAUGAGAUGUUUAUUAUUUACUAGUUAUAGUGCUACAGAUAUAUGGAUACGUAGUUGUUACAUUUUCAAGAUUAAGUCACAUGGUUUUUAUCAUCAGCUUGUGUUGGUGGUGGUGCAAGCAAUGUCUAACUAGCUUGUUGGACAGGGGGACAGGAAUAAUAGUUUAGUUAGAUUCAGUUUGGUAUUCCCAUAAAAUUGAGGGUGAAAAAUUCAAGAGUUAGCUUUCUAAUAUAAUUUUUCAUCUGUGAAUUUUCCUCCCUCAUUUUCUGUAGUGACAACCAACUGAACAUGUUCUUAAUAUAAUAUAGAACUGUUAUCAUCCUUCACCUUGUUUUUCUACUUGCUUAACUAAGUUGGUGUGAAACUAAUAUGACUCUAUAUGCUGUCUUAUGAUUCAA
Molecule: messenger RNA, 2469 nt
Organism: Arachis stenosperma
Lineage: Eukaryota; Viridiplantae; Streptophyta; Magnoliopsida; Fabales; Fabaceae
Product: F-box/kelch-repeat protein At1g55270-like
Exons: 2
Coding region: 608-1894 (428 amino acids)
Molecular function (GO): protein binding
Source: RefSeq, a predicted model, not a curated record